Molecule: messenger RNA, 3545 nt
Organism: Uloborus diversus
Lineage: Eukaryota; Metazoa; Arthropoda; Arachnida; Araneae; Uloboridae
Exons: 12
Coding region: 1-3144 (1047 amino acids)
Molecular function (GO): protein binding
Source: RefSeq, a predicted model, not a curated record
AUGUACAAGAAGACUGAUUGGGGCUGCGUUCAUCAAGGCAAAUCGUAUUCCAACGGCGCCACCGUAGAAGCCGAAAAUCCGUGCCUCAACUGCACUUGCCAGAAUGCUCUGCUUCUGUGCACUUUACGCGUCUGUCCAACCCUUAUUCCUCCCCAACCGGGAUGCAUACCUACCAGGAACCCGAAAGAAUGCUGCCCCUCCUGGAUUUGUGGAAAGGAACUUAAAACUACUCCUGCUCCUGACGAUACUGUGGAACUGCGACCCACGUUCCAACCUGAAAUGGUGACACCAAUGGCAAACGACAGUACGCUCUUUAUUACAUCUGAAAUGCCGGACUUUGGCCAAGAUCUUCAGCCCAAUACCUCAAAAGGGUGUAUCGUGAAUGGCACAUUAUACGCAGAAGGAUCUGCCAUGUUGUCCAAAGCCUUUUGUGAAUACUGUUUCUGCAUCAAAGGAGAAACAAGAUGCUUGAAGCCCGAUUGCCAUCUUGAAAUCAAGGGAUGUACUCCACGGUUUGAGAAUGUCUAUAAUUGUUGCCCAUCGAGUUACGAUUGUGGUUCCCAUAAAACAGUAUACAAAGGUCAUAUUUUCCCCCGCAUCAAUGUGUUUCCGGAGACUACAACCGUCACGACUACACCAAGCACCAUCUAUGAUAGUGAUCCUGAAGACAUCCCACCGCCUACAACCAUUUCUUCACUUACAAACACCACCACCCCAGGAAAGUGCGUCGUGGACCCAAUGAUCUUCAACAUUGGUGACAAUGUACCGAACUUCCUAGCUUGUCAGAAUUGCUACUGCACGGAAUCCGGUGUAGUCUGUAAAGUGAUUGAAUGCUCGAACAAGUUGAAUGGCUGUGAACCUAUCAUUCCUUCUGACCACUGCUGCCCGGUUUCCUACAGAUGCCCGGAUGAUGAAGACGAUCACGGCACAGAAUUGAAUCUGAUACAUGGCAACAAUUAUCCGUCCAUAUCAAAAAUGACUGUAAGCAAAACUGCGGUAACACAAUCAAUGGAUAUUCUCAAGAAGGGUACGAACGAUUCAGAUAUGGCAUUGAGUGAAGAGCUAAAAUUGGUUUUUGAUAAUUCUUUUGUAGUUUAUGGAAAAAAUGACCAAGAACUUCCACGUGAAAAAGGAAACGUUAUUGAGAUCAAAACCGAAGUAACCACCCAAUCAGCAGAGAUUUCCGUAAAGCGUUCAGAUAAGAAUUUAAACACAUCACUGAAUGAAGCGUUACAGCAAGUAGAUGUUAACUCUCAUCCAGUUUAUGAGAAAAAUUAUAAAGAAGAACUAGGUGUUUCCAACAUUCCUCCACGUGAAGAUUUACAAUUUGACGAUGAUGAGGAAAUAAGCAUAAUGUCUGUAAAUACGAAAGAAAUGCUCUCUCUGGAUAAUUACACUCAAGAAACAGAAACUACUGUGGUCAUUCGCUCCGAAUCUAACCUGUUUUCAUUUUCUGACAACACAGAUAAUGAGGAAAGUGCCGUGACAACGCCAAUGAAUUUCUUCGGUGUCGGCGAAGAUGAAACUGAUGAAGAAGGAAGCAUUCUAACUGGUUCACCUGAAGUUCAUACGCUCGAAAUUACAGAUUUGCUGCGUCAAUUGCUUUCGCAAACUGCCAAUCUAUCUCAUUUUACCACUGAAAUGUCAUUUUCGGGGAAAAGAAAUAAUUCCAAGAAGCCUUCAAGUAUCAUGAAUGAAUUUCCAGCUCUCGGAAAAAACGACUCUCAUAACUGGUCGCAAGAGAACCACACUGGAGAAGAGGAAACAGCUAGUCGAUUGCCAGAAAACAAAUUUGAGUCUGUAGAGAAAAUAACACAGGAGAUGGCAAACAAUGAAUUUGUCACAAAACAACCAGUCCAAGAUUUAAAACAGACCACUUCACUGCUUACAACUCUAUUUCCGAACAUAGGAAAUAGUUUCGAGUCCACCAUGCGCUCAAUGCAAGAUGAAACUUCUCCAUAUUUCAACAUAAUUAAAAUGAUGCAAGGAAAUGAAGCGAUCCUACCUUUCAAAUCUAGUAUCAAUGAGCAAAGAGAUGUAAAUCCUGAAGAAAGAAGAACUGAUGUUUCUACACCUGCGGCUGAAAAACCGGUUUCUGAUUCAGACCCAACUGAAAUAAAAUCAUUAAAGUUUACAACACACUCUACAUCUACUAAGGUAAAUAUUAGUUCCAUUAAAAAGGAAGCUACCAAAGGCCCUCGAAUUCAGGAUCCACAUGAAAAAUUAAGUACCGCGCAAGGAUAUGACAUUAUUCCCUUCGUUGCUCAAGAUGCGAUGCGAGGACAGCAUGUUAAAGUGAACGGCAGUACAGUUGAUUCAGCCGGAAGUGAUCCUGACAUGAUUUCAGAUUUUUGUUUUGUUAACGGCCGUAUUUACACGAAAGGAGAGUUGAUAAUUACAGCAGAUCCCUGUGAUUUUUGUCGAUGUGUCUAUGGAAGAAAGAUAUGCACAAAGAAAGAUUGCCCGGUUCCACCAGGUUGCCAGCCAGAAAAAGUUCCAGGGUAUUGCUGUCCAAGAUUUACAUGUGGAAACGACAUGACACCUGAAAGUCAAGCAAAAAAUGUUACCAUGAAUAGCAUUCCUUCACCUUCAUUACCCACUCCAUAUCCGAGACUUCCUGAGAGAAUUAGACCUGUGAUUGCAGUUCAAGAGAAAACAACAUUGAAGUACGGAAGCAGAGUUCGCCCACGACCAACGCAAAUGUAUCCGGAAUCAAAAUCUACUGCUCGACCGACAACAAGAUUUUCUGAAUCCUCCUCGAUUACUCCUAAGUACGGAUACAGCACUGAGAGAACAAAUUCAUUUCCUCAUUUCGUGAAGGAGGUUGCCACAACAGAACCUGAUGUUGCACAAAGUACACGUGCCAACUCAUUUGAUUUUGUACGCUCGACCUAUCAGGCAUCAGAUUUCGAAAUUUCAUCUUCGGUAAGAAAUGCUGAUACUUCUAGCAAAAUCGCCAUUAAGACAACUACGCAGCAGGCUGAACUUCAAUUCGUGCCAGAUCCCUGGGGUCUUCUUAAAGUAUCAGGUUGCAAUAUCUAUGGAAAAUUUUUCAAGAUUAACGAUCAAGUAGAAAUUUUAAGCGGUCCAUGUAGCCAUUGCAUCUGUACAACAAAUGGAGUUGAAUGUAAUGAUAUAUGUUGAUACACUGUUAUCAGCAUGUAUCCUCUUCGCUCGUUUAUAGAGGUGCUCAAAAAAAAAACUUCAAAAGAAACAUCGCAGGCUUUCAUGGAUUGAAAUCAACAUAAGGUGUCAGGUAAUCAUGGGUUCAUUUGAAAUUUCAUCUGAUCAUUUCAGUAAUGAUGGGACUACAUUUUUAUGGAAGAUUAAUUUUGUGUGUGAAUUUUCAUUUGUGUAAAAAUUUUUGAUAAAUCUUUUUUUGAUUCAUCUCUUUGAAGAUUAAUUUUUGUGUAUUAAUGUUGGUGCAUUCCAGCGGAAAGGAUACUUUAUACAGAGAAAUCAAUGUAUUUUGGUUUGUCAGCAAAACAAUUACUUGUUUUCCUUUUCAAAAAUUGAUGUAUGUGCUCUUAUACACACUGUAGCUA